CCCCGCCGCCAUUUUCCAUGUUAUUCUCUUAGCACACUUUACUUCACAAAUUUUGAAUGCGAUAAUUUACUUUGCAAAGUGUGUGCUAUUAGGUUCCCAUCUUCUCCAGAUUAGUGGAGGAGGGAUUUUUUGUUUUGUCUCCAAAUUCUGCCGAGUUGAAGACCUGUUGAAACAGCCAUGUACAUAAAACAGGUUAUUAUUCAGGGGUUCCGAAGUUACAGGGACCAAACGGUGGUCGAUCCCUUUAGUCCAAAGCACAAUGUUAUUGUUGGAAGAAAUGGCUCAGGAAAGAGUAAUUUUUUCUAUGCCAUCCAGUUUGUGCUCAGUGAUGAGUUCAGCCACCUUCGACCUGAACAGCGCCUGGCCCUCCUCCACGAGGGAACUGGUCCACGUGUCAUUUCGGCCUUUGUGGAGAUUAUAUUUGACAACUCUGACAACCGGCUGCCGAUUGACAAAGAGGAGGUCUCCCUUCGCCGCGUCAUCGGUGCAAAGAAGGACCAGUACUUCUUGGACAAGAAGAUGGUGACUAAGAAUGAUGUCAUGAACCUUCUGGAGAGCGCCGGCUUCUCUCGCAGCAACCCCUACUACAUCGUCAAGCAGGGAAAGAUUAACCAAAUGGCCACAGCGCCCGACUCCCAGCGUCUGAAGCUUCUGCGAGAGGUGGCAGGAACACGAGUGUACGACGAACGAAAGGAGGAGAGCAUUUCACUCAUGAAGGAGACGGAGGGGAAGCGAGAAAAGAUCAAUGAACUAUUGAAGUACAUCGAGGAGCGCCUGCACACCCUGGAAGAUGAAAAGGAAGAGCUGGCUCAGUACCAGAAGUGGGACAAGAUGAGAAGAGCUCUGGAGUACACCAUUUACAACCAGGAGCUGAAUGAAACGCGUGCCAAGCUGGAUGAGCUUUCCAGCAAGAGAGAGACCUGUGGAGACAAAUCCAGGCAGCUGCGUGAUGCUCAGCAAGAUGCCAGAGACAAAGUGGAGGAGACGGAGCGCGUUGUGCGUGAGCUGAAGUCAAAGAUCUCUGCUAUGAAGGAAGAAAGGGAGCAACUGUCGGCGGAGCGCCAGGAGCAGAUCAAGCAGAGGACCAAACUCGAGCUGAAGGCCAAGGACCUGCAGGAUGAGCUGGCAGGCAACAGCGAACAGAGGAAACGUCUGCUGAAGGAGCGCCAGAAGCUCCUGGAGAAAAUUGAGGAGAAACAAAAAGAACUGCAGGAGACUGAACCCAAAUUCAACAUGGUUAAGGAAAAGGAGGAGCGUGGCAUCUCCAGACUGGCUCAAGCUACACAGGAGAGGACUGACCUGUAUGCCAAACAGGGCCGUGGCAGUCAGUUCACCUCGAAGGAGGAGAGGGACAAGUGGAUCAAGAAGGAGCUUAAGUCUCUGGACCAGGCCAUCAACGAUAAGAAGAGGCAGAUUGCAGCCAUCCACAAAGACCUGGAGGACACGGAGACAAACAAAGAGAAGAACCUCGAGCAGUACAAUAAACUCGAUCAGGACCUAAACGAAGUGAAGACCCGUGUUGAGGAGCUGGACAAAAAGUAUUAUGAAGUCAAGAACAAGAAAGAUGAACUUCAGAGCGAAAGAAACUACUUGUGGCGUGAGGAGAACGCAGAGCAGCAGGCCCUGGCAGCCAAACGAGAGGACCUGGAAAAGAAACAGCAGCUCCUCAGAGCAGCUACAGGCAAGGCGAUCCUGAACGGUAUCGACAGCAUUAACAAAGUCCUUGAACAUUUUCGGCGGAAGGGAAUUAACCAGCAUGUCAUCAAUGGUUACCAUGGCAUUGUCAUGAAUAACUUUGAAUGUGAACCUGCCUUUUACACCUGUGUGGAGGUGACUGCUGGAACAAGACUGUUUUACCACAUUGUGGAGACUGAUGAAGUCAGUACUAAAAUUCUGAUGGAGUUCAACAAAAUGAACUUGCCUGGAGAAGUCACUUUCCUGCCUCUGAGCAAGCUGGAUGUCAGAGACACUGCCUACCCAGAAACUAACGAUGCUAUCCCCAUGAUCAGCAAGCUCCGCUACAGCACCAACUUUGACAAGGCCUUCAAGCACGUGUUUGGGAAGACUCUGAUUUGUCGUAGCAUGGAAGUGUCCACCCAGCUUGCUCGAGCUUUCACCAUGGACUGCAUAACUCUGGAGGGUGACCAAGUGAGCCACCGUGGAGCGUUGACUGGAGGUUACUACGAUACCAGAAAGUCUCGCCUGGAGCUUCAGAAAGAUAUGAGGAAAGCCGAGGAGGAACUGGGCGAGCUGGAGGCCAAGCUCAAUGAGAACCUGCGGAGGAACAUUGAACGCAUCAACAACGAGAUCGACCAGCUGAUGAACCAGAUGCAGCAGAUCGAGACUCAGCAGAGGAAGUUCAAGGCGUCCAGAGACAGUAUUCUGUCAGAGAUGAAGAUGCUAAAGGAGAAGAGGCAGCAGUCAGAGAAGACCUUCAUGCCCAAGCAACGCAGCCUGCAAAGUUUGGAGGCCAGUCUCCACGCCAUGGAGUCGACCAGGGAGUCUCUGAAGGCUGAGCUCGGUACAGAUCUCCUUUCUCAGCUCAGCCUUGAGGAUCAGAGACGCGUGGAUGACCUCAACGAUGAGAUUCGUCAGUUGCAGCAGGACAACCGGCAAUUGUUAAAUGAGAGAAUCAAGCUGGAGGGAAUAAUGACCAGGGUGGAAACGUAUCUCAACGAGAACUUACGGAAGCGUCUUGACCAAGUGGAGCAGGAGCUAAAUGAGCUGCGAGAGACUGAGGGAGGCACAGUGCUCACAGCCACAACAUCUGAGCUGGAUGGUAUCAACAAACGUGUCAAAGAUACUCUGUCUCGAUCGGAAGAUCUGGAUUCUAUGAUUGACAAGACGGAGGGAGAGAUCAAGGACCACAUAAAGAGCAUGGAGCGAUGGAAAAAUAUCGAGAAAGAGCAGAAUGACGCCAUCAACCACGACACCAAAGAGCUGGAGAAGAUGACCAACAGGCAGGGAAUGCUGCUCAAGAAGAAAGAGGAGUGCAUGAAAAAGAUCAGAGAGCUCGGCUCACUGCCUCAGGAGGCCUUUGAGAAGUACCAGACCCUCACACUCAAGCAGCUGUUCAGAAAGCUGGAGCAGUGCAACACGGAGCUGAAGAAGUACAGCCACGUCAACAAGAAGGCUCUGGACCAGUUUGUCAACUUCUCCGAGCAAAAGGAAAAGCUGAUCAAGCGUCAGGACGAGCUGGACCGGGGCUACAAGUCCAUCAUGGAGCUCAUGAACGUCCUGGAGCUGCGCAAGUACGAGGCCAUCCAGCUCACCUUCAAACAGGUGUCAAAGAACUUCAGCGAAGUCUUCCAGAAGCUGGUGCCAGGCGGCAAAGCCACACUGGUGAUGAAGAAAGGCGACGCCGAAGGCAGCCAGUCGCAGGACGAGGGCGAGGGGGGUGCGGACAGCGAGCGGGGCUCGGGGUCACAGAGCAGCGUUCCCUCAGUGGACCAGUUCACUGGAGUCGGCAUCAGAGUGUCGUUCACUGGAAAGCAGGGGGAGAUGAGGGAGAUGCAGCAGCUGUCCGGAGGCCAGAAGUCGCUGGUGGCCCUGGCCCUGAUCUUCGCCAUUCAGAAGUGCGACCCUGCUCCCUUCUACCUGUUCGAUGAGAUCGAUCAGGCCCUGGAUGCCCAGCACAGGAAGGCCGUCUCAGACAUGAUCGUGGAGCUGGCGGGCCACGCUCAGUUCAUCACCACCACCUUCAGGCCCGAGCUGCUCGAGUCGGCCGACAAGUUCUACGGCGUGAAGUUCAGAAACAAGGUGAGUCACAUCGACGUGAUCACAGCCGAGCAGGCCAAAGACUUUGUGGAGGACGACACCACCCAUGGCUAAUAUUCCAUCAUCCUCUCAUACCUGCCUCCUCCGCCUCUGCACAGCGCUGCUCCGAGCCUCCGACAAACAAAAGGUCACAGCCAGAAAUAUCCCAGUAAAUCGACAGCCUUUAUUUUUAGACAAACGGCACACAAAGCUCCAUUUUCCCAGAACACUUUGGAUUUUGUUUAACUGCCCCCCCCCCAAAAACAACAACAAUCGUUUCAGGCUGAACGGAAAAAGCAAAUGCGUAUGAAUCCAAAUCUCAGAUGAAAUAUGGUUUUAUUAGAAACUAGAUGUGCGAGCGUGAGGCCGUGCUGUUCAGCCGCAGGCGUGUUUACUCUGAAAGAGCGAGAACGCGCUUCAGGUUUGAGUCACCACUGAGAAAACAUUGGAGCCGAGGCCUGGAGAGAAGUGUCUGCGGCGUGGGGUUUUAGGACAGCUGUGUACAGUUCAGACAGUUUUGAUAUGACUUUGGUAAAGAUUGUUCGGGAGAGUUCUUAAACCCGAUCUGGACGUCUGUUUUUGUUUCCAGUCCCGUAAAAAGAACUCCAGCCUCGUUCCUUUUUUUAGUAGGUUUCCUCCGAUUUAUCCUCUUUGUAUUCACCAAACAAUGUUAACCUGUAUUUCUCACAAAAGUUUAAAUGUUAAAGAAUAUUUCUGUUUUAUUCUUAUUGUUGUUACUGUAUCGUGUUCUUUUUUCAGGUCAAUUAAAUAUCUGAAAGGUUCAUUCUGUGACACCAGGUCCACGUUUUUUAAUAGAAAACAUCUCCUGACUGUAACUCCAGCAGCAGGUUGUGCCUAGAUUCCCAUCUGUUUUUCUUUUUAUGUAAUUAGAAAACCUACAAAAAUAAUAAAAGGUUUUAAAAGGA
This is a messenger RNA of Menidia menidia (Atlantic silverside), 4682 nucleotides long. NCBI's taxonomy places the organism in Eukaryota, Metazoa, Chordata, Actinopteri, Atheriniformes, Atherinopsidae. The record is from the annotation of a GenBank genome assembly.